UAUAUGCAUUAGAAUCACCAUUCUUCCUUAGCAACAGCACAGGCAAUUGGUCAGAAGGCGAAUCCUAUUGUCUGGAACACAAUGGCCGAUUUGUGACCAUUGAUACACAAGGAAAAUAUGACCGUAUUUUGGAUUUGGACAACAAUGACAUAUUACCAAAGAACGUUUUCAUCGGCCUGUCAACCACGUCAACUAAUUGUACUGACUACAUCUGGAGCAGUGGCAAACCAUUGGUGUGGAGUAAAUGGCAGGUGGGAGGAGUAGAUCCGGAACCCAACCACUGCACAACUAGACAGUGUGUCAGACUUGCCUCUGGAUACUUCAAAACGGCGGAAUGCAAAAAAACGUUUAAAGCCCUAUGCGAAUAUGUUAUUGUGAAAACAUCUUCGUCAUCAACAACCAUGGCAACCACUCAAAUCAUCAAAACGACAACCUUGACAAUGGCAGCUACCGAAACGUCAAUCACAUUUUCACCAUUCUCCUUCUCAUCGCUAUCGUCGUCCCUUGAAACUACAUCACCAAUAACGAAGACACCUGUCGACAUGGAGACAUCAUUGAUAACAACAGUUGCUGAGGAAACAUCAACGCUCCCGAUGUCAUCGUCACUUUUGUAUUCGUCCACGACAAAAUCAACAAUAGGAACGGUUACAGCAAUAGAACCUACGACAAUCUCAUCCACAUCUGAAACCAGCAUUACCAACGUGUCUUGCAUAAUCAGAAAUACAAAUGUAACCAAACUCAGUCAUGGCGAACUCCUCGAAAUCAUCACUCAGCUGAAGGCGGAGCUCUCUGUCAGUAAGAACAACACCUCCACCUAUCGGCGUAAACGAAUCAGCGUAUAUGAAUCGAGACCAUCUAGCAUGAUCAUGGGAGGCGUGGCCUUAUAUGCAUUAGAAUCACCAUUCUUCCUUAGCAACAGCACAGGCAAUUGGUCAGAAGGCGAAUCCUAUUGUCUGGAACACAAUGGCCGAUUUGUGACCAUAGAUACCCAAGGAAAAUAUGACCGUAUUUUGGAUUUGGACAACAAUGAUAUAUUAUCAACGGAAGUUUUCAUCGGCCUGUCAACCACGUCAACCAAUUGUACUGACUACAUCUGGAGCAGUGGCAAACCAUUGGUGUGGAGUAAAUGGAAGAGGUCAAAGGUAAAUCCGGAACCCAAUCGGUGCACAACUAACCAGUGUAUCAGACUUGUCUCUGGAACCUUCAGAACGACGGAAUGCAAACAUACAUAUAAAGCCCUAUGCGAAUAUGUUGUGAAAACACCUUCGUCAUCAACAACCAUGGCAACCACUCAAAUCAUCAAAACGACAACCUUGAAAAUGGCAGCUACCGAAACGUCAAUUACAUUUUCACCAUUCUCCUUCUCAUCGCUACCGUCGACCCUUGAAACUACAUCACCAAUAACGAAGACACCUGUGGACAUGGAGACAUCACUGAUAACAACGGUUGCUAAGGAAACAUCAACAAACCCGAUAUCAGCGUCACUUUUGUAUUCGUCAACGACAAAAUCAACAAUAGGAACGGCUACAGCAAUGGAACUUACGACAUUCUCAUCCACCUCUGCAACCAGCAUUGUCAACGUGACCUGCAUAAUCAGAAAAACAAAUGUAACCAAACUCAGUCAUGGCGAACUCCUCGAAAUCAUCACUCAGCUGAAGGCGGAGCUCUCGGUCAGUAAGAAUAACACAUCCACCUAUCGGCGUAAACGAAUCAGCGUAUAUGAAUCGAGACCAUCUAGCAUGAUCAUGGGAGGCGUGGCCUGUACAAUCAUGUCUGUAUUGAUCUGUGGGAUUGUCGUACCGGACAUUAUCACACUGUUGGUAUUUCUAUUCAAAUUAUAUGCAUUAGAAUCACCAUUCUUCCUUAGCAACAGCACAGGCAAUUGGUCAGAAGGCGAAUCCUAUUGUCUGGAACACAAUGGCCGAUUUGUGACCAUUGAUACACAAGGAAAAUAUGACCGUAUUUUGGAUUUGGACAACAAUGACAUAUUAUCAACGGAAGUUUUCAUCGGCCUGUCAACCACGUCAACUAAUUGUACCGACUACAUCUGGAGCAGUGGCAAACCAUUGGUGUGGAGUAAAUGGCAGGUGGGAGGAGUAGAUCCGGAACCCAAUCGGUGCACAACUCAACAGUGUGUCAGACUUGCCUCUGGAUACUUCAAAACAACGAAUUGCAAAAAUAUGCUUAAAGUCCUAUGCGAAUAUGUUGUGAAAACACCUUCGUCAUCAACAACCAUGGCAACCACUCAAAUCAUCAAAACGACAACCUUGACAAUGGCAGCUACCGAAACGUCAGUUACAUUUUAA
Ylistrum balloti is the source of this 2306-nucleotide messenger RNA. RefSeq lists its product as uncharacterized. The record is from RefSeq and is a predicted model, not a curated record. Lineage: Eukaryota; Metazoa; Mollusca; Bivalvia; Pectinida; Pectinidae. The annotation marks the transcript as partial. The transcript has 9 exons.